CGUGUCAAUAAAAAGAGGGCAUGGGAACAGCAGGGCUGCGCUUGUGACGGGGAGCCAGCUCCGCUCUGCAGCUCUCAGAGUCAGGGGACGAGCAGCAGCUGCAGGCAGGGACUUCCCCCAGGACCAGACCGCCCUGAAGCCCAGGCAGGAGACGCCGCCCGAGCUCACAACUUUCCAAGGGAGUCUGCAGCCCCCAGAAUAAACUUUCCCUUCAAGCGCAGCCUGGGCUAGGACCUGUGCUGGGGCUGGCUGCGUCCUCCAGGAGGUGCUUGCUGGGCAGAAUGGAGUGGCAGGUGCUGGUGCUGGCUGCCUGCCUGGGCUUGGCUGACCCGGCCUCCGCGGACUGUGCCGCCCAGUGCUCCGCGUGUGCCGCGCAGACCCAGGAUGCAGAGCAGAGCAUCAAUCCGCUGAUCUGUGCGCUGGAGUGCCAGGGCUCGUUGCUGUCGGGCGCCGAGUGGGAGAAGUGCCAGGGUGCCCUGUCCCUCCUCACCCCCUUUCUGGCAGCAGCGGAGGGUCAGGACCCGUCCCCACUGGAGGUGGAGGCCGACGGGAGCCCUGGCCUGGCGGAGACGUCCGGUGGCCCCGUGAAGCGCUACGGCGGCUUCAUGAAGAAGCUGGACAAGAACAAGAUCUUCUCCCUGCUGCGCGAGAACGCCCACAGCAAGGGCGGUCUGCACAAGAAGUACGGCGGCUUCUCCCGCAAGCUGGGCGAGCGGGAGGCCUUGGAGAUGCCAGAGGAUGACCCGGCGCUGGAGCCCGGGGACGAGCCCGAGGACGGGGGCCUCAAGGACGAGAUGAAGCGCUACGGCGGCUUCCUCCGCAAGUACCCCAAGAGGAGCUCGGAGCAGGCGGCCGAGGGCGACGGGCCGAAGCCGGAGGACCUGCACAAGCGCUACGGCGGCUUCAUGCGCCGCAUCCGCCCCAAGCUCAAGUGGGACAAUCAGAAGCGCUACGGCGGCUUCCUGCGGCGCCAGUUCAAGGUGACGACACGGUCAGACGAGGACCCCAGCAUCUACUCGGGGGAGGUCUUGGACCUAUAGAGCCCCCCCCACCCUAUCUCCCACCACCCGAAACAUUUCCUGUAGGGACUGCAUCGCUCAUCCCGGCCCGUGUCCCCCCGUGCUCAGCCAGGCAGUGCAGGUCUCCAUAGACAGAGACGGUCACCACCCAGCUGCUGCUUCCCCAAAGAGCCAGAGGUUUAGGGUUGGGCGGGGGCUGCGUCCUGCAGCCUUCCCCGCAUGGGCUCUGUCCGUCGCGGUUCUGGGAUUGGGAUCUGCCUCUGUUCCCAGCACCGGACAGGCAGCCCCAGACCUGGGUUAAUUCCAGCCCCUUUGCCCAACAGCUGGUCCACCCACCUCGCAGUUGUUAGGAGAUGGCCCAAGCCAGCCCACCGUGCCCGCCUGUGCAACACCCCGCACCCGGGGAGAAGUGUAGGCCUGCGUCGAAACCCCCGGGGUGACCCCUUCGGUCUAUAGCCGGCGCACCAGGUCCAAAUGCCCCCAGGCUGGGAUGCAGCUCCAGGUCUGACCCACCACGGUGUCCCCUCUGCAGAGGCCCCGAGCACCGGUGCUGCAGCUCACUUCAAACACGGAGCAGUGGCCUUGCCUGCUGUUCGUCCUCCUUGGCUCUAUUCGCGCCGUUCCCUCUGCUCAGCCGGGCACGAUGCUCGUGCUGCACUUGCGCACGCUGCACCCCGCUCUGCGUCUCCGAGGGGAGUGGGUUUGUCCUCCGCUGACCUGAUGUCUCUCCAGCUCCAUUGCAGCCGCGUGGCUUUGCCAGGCACCAUGAUGGAGGGAGAACAAAGGGGUCACCUUCUUGACACCCCGAUUCGAUCUCUGCACUGCUGCCCCUUGGGGGGGGGUCUCUGUGCCCAGGCAUGGAGCGAGGGGAAGACGUCCCGCUGCUGGCACUGCCCUAUUCUUUGUGCCCCGGUGAGGCUGGCGCACAUGGGAUCAGAGCUGCUGGUAAUUCGGCGCCACUUUGAGUGUCCUUCGCAGUCUCCGUCCUAUUGCGCACACUCAGAGGGGAUGCUGCUCGCACAGAACGAAGCCCGGGGGCCAGCGCUGAAAGCCAGGCUCGUGGCCCGAUGCUGCCAGCCAGCACGCCGCUCUCCUCCCGUGAGCUCCGAAAUGCAGCUGGCCCACAGAGACCCCCACGAUUUGGAUGGGACAAUCGUAUGGCUCCAUUGCAGUCCAUGGGGUGAGACUGGGGCCAGUUUGCCAAGGGAAAGGGGUCAGGAUCCAGCUGUCUGAAGGGCUUACCCCAGGGGGUCACUCUGGCUGGGACGGGAAGGGGUAGCAGGGCAUCUCCAUUUCCCCUUGAUAACGGGCAACGCUGGGGAGAUCAAGAUUCACGGAAGCCCCCUGGCAACGGGGACCGCCGAGGUUGGGGUACCGUGGGGCCGCGCUGCCUGGCUGAGCCCCUGCCACCCCCCGCAGUCGCUCGCUCCCUUGUGCUGUUUGUGAAGCGUGCAGGUCGCCCGGAGUCUGCCUCCGGUCCCUUUUUUUUGUUAUUUGGUUUACAAGAAUCAAUAAAUA
Molecule: messenger RNA, 2537 nt
Organism: Alligator sinensis (Chinese alligator)
Lineage: Eukaryota; Metazoa; Chordata; Crocodylia; Alligatoridae
Gene: PDYN
Product: prodynorphin
Exons: 3
Coding region: 282-1040 (252 amino acids)
Biological process (GO): neuropeptide signaling pathway; sensory perception; chemical synaptic transmission
Cellular component (GO): axon terminus; neuronal cell body; plasma membrane
Molecular function (GO): opioid receptor binding
Source: RefSeq, a predicted model, not a curated record